AUGGCUGAAGACCGUUCAGUUACUCUCCCAAAGAAAUCCAGGUCUAUGGCUGCCUGCAUAGGCUGUGGCUUGAUCCAAGAUAGAGACGUCUGGAAGCAUGAAACUACAUGUCCAAACUGUGGAUGGACCGCUACUGAAAUUGAUUCAUGGGUAAGCAACUCUUUCAACGGAAUUUUAGCUCUAUUUCAACCACAAAAAUCGUGGUGCUCAUCAUGGUUAAAAUACAACAAGAAUGUACCCGGAAUUUAUUGUAUAGAUAAUUUAGGCGAAGUUACUGAUACUAUUGUACAACAUUUAGAAAGCUACGGUAGGCCACUCCCUGAAUGGGUAGAGAGAUACAAAGUUCAGUCAACACAACAAAAGACCCAUUAA
Molecule: messenger RNA, 372 nt
Organism: Trichomonas vaginalis G3
Lineage: Eukaryota; Parabasalia; Trichomonadida; Trichomonadidae
Product: positive regulation of DNA-templated transcription, elongation
Exons: 1
Coding region: 1-372 (123 amino acids)
Biological process (GO): chromatin organization; regulation of transcription elongation by RNA polymerase II; positive regulation of DNA-templated transcription, elongation
Cellular component (GO): nucleus; DSIF complex
Molecular function (GO): zinc ion binding; RNA polymerase II complex binding
Source: RefSeq, a predicted model, not a curated record